AUAUUCCGGGGCAAGAGGUGUGGAAACUCACAAAAGCGCAAUUGCACAAGUUCGCAACACUGAGCAUUUUGUGGUUACGUGAAAGUGAAAGAAAGACUCUAAGAUCAAGCAUAGGGGCACUCAGCACCGAGUACUGGCGCGGAGACAAGAACUUUGUGAACUCGCUGUUCUCACCAAGAGGCGAGUAGCGAGUGACAGCAUAACAAAUCAACACUGCACUGCUUGACCUGAUAAACACUUGAUCAACAACUAAUCACCAACACAUGGGCCGACACAUCAUCAUGGAGGAAUACAUGAGGUCGAAAGCAAAUAUGCAACACGCAGGUCCAACGGACGGUCUAUAUGAUACUGCAAUGAGGGUUAACGUUAACCCUGCAAGAAUUGUUAAUGAAAAUGUGGUAACAAGAUCGAUAAACGUUGAUGUUGCUAUAAUGAUCUCUGACAUGCCUUCGGAGGAAAUAGAGAAGAUAAGAGAUUUGGUAGAAGAGGAACUCGAUUCGCGGAAAGAAACUAGUCAAGAGUGUGAAAUGAGAGACAGACCUCAACCCGUUAGACCCGUUAGACGAUUAUUACCCAGUGUACCCCCUCAGAUAUUGCGUCUCCCACCUACUAUUGACCCCAGACCUCAAUCUCCUCCCCUCAUACAUUAUGGGUCAGCUCCUAGUGCCUACGUACAGAUAUUGCGUCCCCCAUCUACUAUUGACCCCAGACCUCAAUCUCCUCCUCUCAUACAUUAUGGGUCAGCUCCUAGUGCCCACGUACAGACUCAAUCAUCUCAUAUUCCCUUCAGAAAUCAUCAGUCAGAUGAUGUCUGGGAGAUUCCUAGUGCCCACGGACAUCAUCAGUCGACUGCUAGUGCUCACAAACAAACUCACUCAUCUGCUGCUUCCUCCGGACAUCAUCAUCAGUCAGCAGCUCCUAGUGCCCACGGACAUCGUCAGUCGGCUCCUAGUGCCGACAAACAGACUUACUCAUCUGCUGUUUCCUCCGGACAUCAUCAUCAGUCAGCAGCUCCUAGUGUCCACGGACAUCGUCAGUCGACCCCUAGUGCAUAUAAACAUCGUCAGUCAACUGCUAGUGCCCGCAAACAAACAUAUUCAUCUCCUAUUUCCUCCGGACAUCAUCAAUCAGUUCCUAGUGCCCACGAACGUCGUCAGUCGGUUCCUAGUGCUAACAAACAGAUUCGCUCAUCAUCUGCUAUUCCCUCCGAACAUCAACAGUCAGCCUCUAGUUCCCAUGGAAAUAUUUCGUCAUCUUCUCAUAUAUCUAGUAUAUCUAGUACUCAUCUAUCUAGAAAAGACAUUUGGACACUAAGAAAAGAAUUUGAAGACAAGAGAAAAUUAAAGGAAAUCCAAAAGUCUGAGACGAGGAAGAGGGUAGAAAUGAAAAAGACUGAAGGACAUGUCACCAGUAGUACAUCCAGUAGUAGUCUUAGGAAAAGAUACUCGCCAUCGACCGAAAAUAAAAGAAUACUUUUCAUUCAUAAAAGAUCUUCGUCAUCGUAAUAUGUUUAAUUAUUUGACGAAGUCAUAUCAAUUGUGAACU
Molecule: messenger RNA, 1545 nt
Organism: Harpegnathos saltator (Jerdon's jumping ant)
Lineage: Eukaryota; Metazoa; Arthropoda; Insecta; Hymenoptera; Formicidae
Product: serine/arginine repetitive matrix protein 1-like
Exons: 2
Coding region: 264-1505 (413 amino acids)
Source: RefSeq, a predicted model, not a curated record